Messenger RNA from Acanthaster planci (crown-of-thorns starfish), 1081 nucleotides. RefSeq names its product cytochrome c oxidase subunit 5A (gene cox5a). Gene Ontology annotation, cellular component: mitochondrial inner membrane; respiratory chain complex IV. NCBI's taxonomy places the organism in Eukaryota, Metazoa, Echinodermata, Asteroidea, Valvatida, Acanthasteridae. The record is from RefSeq and is a predicted model, not a curated record. Gene Ontology annotation, biological process: mitochondrial electron transport, cytochrome c to oxygen.
CUGAUACAUGUCGAAAUCCUAAUAACACAAUAUGUGCUUUCGAUCUCAUUUAAUCUCGCCACUUCCAUACGAUUCCAAACAUUUUCAUCUGGCAGAUGACACUUGUUUGUGUGAUUUUGGGAUCGUUCUACAUUCACUAAAAUAUGUGGGUCAGACAGAAAUUAUUGGCAUAAGGAAUGAAAGAGUAAUUCCUUAAUUUCAUUGGUCCCUUCACGCGGACAUAUCAUUAAAACAGAAAAGGAUUGCGAACCAGUUAAUUAAUUUGCAUAAAAUGUCAGAGGUCACCAUUUCAUUCGCCGGCAAGGGACUUCUUCUUGUGUAGUUCAUUUUUGCACGCAAUUUUACAAACGAGAUACACAAUGUUUCGAAAAGUAGUAUCGCGCAUUGUGACCAAUACAAGAACGGCAGUUAGCCUUCAAGCUUGUGGUCGACCUGUUGUUGCCUCACAGAUGAGGAGUUACUCCUCAAAGAAGGAAGAGACCGAUGAGCAGUUUGAUGCACGAUGGGAGGCCUACUUCAACCGUCCAGAGAUUGAUGAUUGGGAGUUACGACGAGGUCUGAAUGAGCUUCACGGACAUGACUUGGUCCCAGAACCCAAGAUUGUUGCUGCUGCUCUGAAGGCUUGCCGACGUUUGGAUGACAUUGCCAUGACUGUGCGCAUCUUGGAAGCAGUUAAGGACAAGGCUGGAGGUAACAAGAACAUUUAUCUCUACAUACUUCAAGAGGUCCAACCAACACUUGAUGAAUUGGGCAUCAGCACACCAGAAGAACUUGGACUGGACGUACCACAGCAAAACAAGAUAAUGUAGGUAACUGAUACCCCUUCAAGAUAAGUGAGUUGUCCUGAGUUCCUGAGCCCAUACUUUCACACGGUGACAUCAUGUGCAACUCUCCUUGGCAGCAAGCUCCUUCGCAUCAACUCUCUUAGAAGGGAAUGCCGACCUAUACAGUUGAAGAACCCCAUUUAUCUGGAUUACUCAGAUGUCCUUAUCUUUAGUGUGCUUGCCAGUGUUGUAGUCAAGACCACAUAAGACCUUCACAAGACCAGAACAAGACCAACACAAGACCUCCAGUCUGAAUU